AUGCCUCAUUUCAAUCUGUAUUUGAUUUUUGCUGGACUCUUAGCUGUUGUUAACUGUCAGACCGGUCAACCAGGCAAUUUACCCUAUGAGAAGAUAGCCCCAGGGAAUACUGAGUUUGCCUUUAAAUUCUACCACCAGGUUGCUCUAGAGGCUCAUAAGAAAAACAUUUUAUUUUCUCCUACAAUCAUUUCCAUGCCCUUUGCUUUGCUGGUGCUGGCAGCCAAAUCUACCACACGGAGUCAGCUUUUGUCAGGACUUUGCUUUAACCAGACAGAUAUCAGCGAGCAGGAAAUUCAUAGAGGUUUCCGUCAUCUUAUCCAGAAGCUAAACAGUACUGAGGCCGAAAUCCAACGGAGUAUUGGGAAUACCCUUUUCCCAAAUAAGAAAUUUAAGCUGCUGAAAAAGUUCUUGAAUGAUGCCAAAUAUUUUUAUCAGGCUGAUGUUCUUCCUACUAACUUCGAAAAUGCUACAGAAGCCGAGAACCAAAUCAAUAACUACAUAAAGGAGAAAACCCAUGGAAAAAUAACUGAUAUUGUCAAGGAUCUUGAUACAAGAGCUAUAUUGGUUAUUAUAAGUUUUCUUUACAUGAAAGAUUAUUGGGAAAGUCCUUUUAAUAGUCAGAACACUCGAGACGAAGACUUCUUCGUGGAUGAGCAAACAACAGUGAAAGUUCCCAUGAUGAUCAAAGACAGCACUUUUAAGACGUACUAUGAUGAAAGUCUGUCCUGUGAGGUGGUGCAGCUCCCUUACAAAAGCGGUGCCAUAGCAUUCUUCAUUCUGCCUGAUCAAGGGAAACUGAAGCAAGUGGAAGACGGUCUGAACAGAGACGUCUUGCUAAAAUGGAUGAAAUCAGUGAGGCAACAGAGAAUAGUACUUCACCUUCCAAAGUUAAUGAUUCGUGGACGCUAUGAUCUUACAGAGAUACUAAGUAGAAUGGGUAUAACUGAAUUAUUCACAGACCAAGCAGACCUCUCUGGAAUUACUGGGAAGCCUGAGGUGAAGGUUACUAAGGCUAUUCACCAAGCUUAUUUAAAUGUCCAUGAGAAUGGCACUGAAGCUGCAGCUGUCACUUUUAUUGAAAGUGGACUUACGUCCCUCCCACCUGAAAUUAAACUAAAUUACCCGUUCAUGUUCUUAAUUAUGGACUGGCUUACUGAGGCCAUCUUAUUCUUGGGGAAAGUUGCAGAUCCCACAAAGAACUAAGAAGUCAC
Molecule: messenger RNA, 1211 nt
Organism: Podarcis raffonei (Aeolian wall lizard)
Lineage: Eukaryota; Metazoa; Chordata; Lepidosauria; Squamata; Lacertidae
Product: alpha-1-antitrypsin-like
Exons: 4
Coding region: 1-1203 (400 amino acids)
Biological process (GO): negative regulation of endopeptidase activity
Molecular function (GO): serine-type endopeptidase inhibitor activity
Source: RefSeq, a predicted model, not a curated record